AUGUCUUCAAGUAAUUUUCAAAAUGAAUCUAUUGAGAAAGCAUCUGAAAUGCUAUUGACAUGUAUUAAUGAGGGUAGAAUCGAUGUUUUAAAAAGUAUUCUCAAUCAACUAGUUAAACAACAAAAUUAUCUUUCAAUAUUAGAUGGUAUUCAUAAUGAAAUAGGAAGUUUAUUACAUAAUGCUGUUGUUUUAAAUAAUGUUGAUGCUGUAAGGACUCUUCUCUCAGUUGGAGCAUCUCCUUGCAUACAAAAUGAUGAAAAUAAAACUCCAUAUCAAUGUGCUGAGAAUGAGGAUAUUAAAAAUGCAUUCAUUCAGGAAAUUUUACAAGCUGCUGCAACAUCAAAUGCUGGUAAAGUAUGUCGAUUAAUUGCUUCUGGUGUUCCAGUAAAUUCAUAUGAUUCUGACUUAACAAGAAAUACCCCAUUACAUUGGGCUGCCAGUUUUGGAAAUGAAGAAAUAAUAAAGGCUUUUUGUGAUAGUCAGGCUAAUGUUAAUGCCACAAAUAAUAAGGGUGAAACACCAUUACAUGAUGCCGUCAAAAGAAAUGACGAUAAAAUUGUUAGAAUUUUAAUUGACUAUGGAGCAGAUGUUCAUAUUAAAGAUAAUAAUAAUAUUUCACCUUUUGACUUGGCAACUACAAAAAAUUAUAGUUCUAUUGUUUCGUUAAUGUCUAUGAAUGAUGUAGCACAACAAUUACGUAGAACAGAAAGUAUCGUUUCGGCAGAUCUAGAAACAGCAUCUAUUAUAACAUCAGAUAUUGGAACAGAUUUUAUGGAUAAGGCAAAUAAUAAUCAAGUUAAUAAUAAAUUAGAAGCAUGGACAGAUUUAUUAUGGCCACAACCACAAUUUUUAGAAAUUGACAAAAGUGCAAGUACUAUUCAAUUUCCAAAAGAUAAUCGAUUAAAAGUUUACUUUUUAAGUACAUCAGAAGGGAACCCUAGACGUCUUAUGCAAUGUAUUCAAACUGUAUCUUCUGUCUUGUCUUCUAUUAAUUUAGAAAUUGAAUAUCGAGGUCAUGAAGUUCCAGAUUCUCCAUUAGAAGGACGUGUCAUUUGUGGAUUGUAUGAUCUUGGAAAAGGUAGUGGUUCUUAUUCACUUUCUAUAACAAAAUCAGGAAUUGAAGUAUAUGCUAGUGAAUAUUCUGGAAUAAAAUAUGGAUUUUCAACAUUAGCUCAGAUACUUCGUCUCCAUCGUGGAAAUGCAUAUAUGUUUAGUCAAAAAAAUCAUUCUAUAGAUUAUAGUGAUGAAAGACAAUUAUCUAAUAAAGGAGUAUCAUUUACAAAUACAAGUUUUAUUCCUCAAAGUGACUCAAAUUUAUCUGUAAAUAAUUCUUACAACAGUGGAAAUUCUGACAAUAACUAUACAUUUGCAAUUCCAGCUGGACAAAUACCAUGCUUGACAAUUCGUGAUUAUCCUGAUAUGGAAAUAAGAGCUGUUUUUCAAGAUUUUUCUGGUUGUAGAAUUCUUAAUACAGAAACUGUUUUACAAAUGGCAACUAGAUUAUCAUAUUGUAAAGUUAAUUAUCUUUUUGUUAACUUUGAAUCUAGAACAACAGAUACAUACCAAUUACCCUAUACAAAUCGAGACCUUUUUCAUAUGACUCAAGUUUGUGAGGAAUUAUUUAUCACCUUAAUACCUUCACUUGAUUUUCAAACAAAUUAUAUUGAAAUUGAAGAUGCUAGAGGAUUUAUUGAAAAUUUUAUGAAUGAUUUUCCUUUAUGUAAAUCUGUUCAUUUUGGUGAAAAUAUUACCUCAAUUUUACUUUCAAAUCCACAAUUAAUGAAUACAAUUCAAAAAAGAAUUAAAAAAAUUUUUUUGACAAUUGAAUUGACAGAAAAUAAUAUUCAUCAAAUCAAUAAUUUACCACCAUAUACUAUUUUAUGUCUUGAUGCUAGGUAUCCUUUUGAAUUAGAAUCAAAAUUAUCAGCUAGAGUUAAUGUAAUUCUAAGACAUACAGUUUCUGAUGUAGGUUUUUUAACAUCUAGUCCAGAAACAAUAGGAAAAAAAAUUAUUUUGGCAGAGAAAUUAGCAUAUAAAACAUAUAUUUUGGGAAAUAUUAUAUGUGAUUUGUCAACUGGUGUUGAGAUAAUGCCACCAUCAUUAUCUUAUAUACCUGAAAUUGCAACAACAGGUAUUUCAUGGAAUAAAAAUAUUGAUUUUAGGAAAUUUUUAUUUUUUAUGCCAAGAAUAACGGCAGAACAUAUAUUAUUAGAUGGUGGAUUAACUGUUUUAUUUGAACAAUCAAUGACUUUAGGAAAAGUUGAACAUGAAAUAACAAAAUUUUCCCUUGGUCAACAUAAAUUAUCUUCAACAAAUUAUAACUCACCAAAACAACCAAAAAAUGUUAUUUCAAUAUUUGUUGAAAUUUUAUUAAAUCCAGAUAAUAUAAAAUUAGAUCGUUUAACACCAUUGGUUUUUAAAAAAGCUAGAAUUGAAUUAAGAAAAUCGAUGAAAGCUUUAAAUGAUGCCCGUAAACAUUUGCCUUAUAACUUUGAACUUGCCUUAGUAUUAGCAGAAAUUCAAUUGAUAACUGAAUUAAUGACUUUAUUAUCAAGACUUGGGCAAUCACUUUGCAUGUAUGGAAAUUCUGAAUCAUUACGUGGAAAUACAUAUUUAAGUGUUGGUCAAUUACCAGCAAAUAUUCGUACUGAUAUGGCUAAUGCUCUUCUUGAUAUUCGAACAAGAUUUCAACAUACAUGGUUAUCUAGAAAUAUGGCAAGUACUCUUCCAAAUGCACUUAAAAUUUUUGACAAUUUAUUUAAAGCACUUUUACCACCAAGUUUACAAAAUUAUAGUAAUAUGGUUUUGUAA
This is a messenger RNA of Strongyloides ratti, 2811 nucleotides long. Its product is annotated as Ankyrin repeat and Glycoside hydrolase, catalytic domain and Beta-hexosaminidase, bacteial type, N-terminal domain and Ankyrin repeat-containing domain-containing protein. The transcript has 3 exons. The record is from RefSeq and is a predicted model, not a curated record. Gene Ontology annotation, molecular function: protein binding. Gene Ontology annotation, biological process: regulation of gene expression. Gene Ontology annotation, cellular component: nucleus. The coding region runs from base 1 to 2811 and encodes 936 amino acids. Lineage: Eukaryota; Metazoa; Nematoda; Chromadorea; Rhabditida; Strongyloididae.